Messenger RNA from Paramuricea clavata, 14161 nucleotides. NCBI's taxonomy places the organism in Eukaryota, Metazoa, Cnidaria, Anthozoa, Malacalcyonacea, Plexauridae. The record is from the annotation of a GenBank genome assembly.
AUUUAUUUAAUAAGGUUUUUAAUAUAAACUACUUAUAUCUGAGACAAGCCCAAACUUGUCAUAAUGUUGUCGAUGUAUCAAAUAUACCAAGAACUGACCUGUUUAUGAUCACUGGAAUGGUCAGCCAUUAUUUACAAACAAAUACGUUCUGAAACAAAUUGUCUGCAUAUAAUAUCUGGAAUUUUAAUAUUGAACAACUUGAAGCAUAACCUUUAUGUGCACUAUAUCCUUCAAAAGAAAGACUUGAAAAAUUAAUGGUCUGCUGAUCCGCUGAAUUCGUGUGAAAGUUUGAGGUUUGUUUUAGAUCUUUUUUACUUAUUUGCUUUCAAUGGCGUUAAACAUAUUAAGGUUUUAAUUUUUAAUUCACCUGCAGUGCUGAUUAAACGACACCUUUAUCACGGGUUUUUAAAUCUUUGAAAUAAAAUAUGCCAUAAAUUUGGGUAUCUAAACACAGUAGUAUAUUCAGCUUAAUAAAUGUAAUGAAAAAUAUACCUUAAAUUUGAGCAGCCAACAUCUCAAUAAUUGAUGUAAAUUAAAAAUUGAAAAUAAAUUUAAUAAUUUUACUUGUUGAAGAGAUAUGUGGUUGUUAUGGGAACGACGAGUGGUUUGAACAAUCGUAUCAUUGCUGUAUUUAGUGUAUAGAAUUGAAAUUAAUGUAUUAGCCGAACGACGUUUAUACUAAUUGACAUGCUUAGAUUUGUCGCAGCGGGACAUAUGGCAACCUGCUGUUUUCGUUUAAAUCGUGUUUGCUACACGAACAAAACAGAACCGAAAAUAUCGGUUGACUAUAUUUACUAAAGGAUUGAACAAGUUCAGCAGAACGAACAAGAGGAAUUGGAAGGAUCGAUCUCUCAAAUGGGGUAUUACACUGUUUCCACUUUGGAUUAGAAGGUUAGGAUUGAGCAACUUUUCAAUGUUAGCUUAAUGAAUAUAUUCUACGUAUUUAACUUAGGCAUGCCCAUACUUGUCUCAAUACAUCUAAUAUUAGUAAUAUUCUAUAGAAUAAGCGACUUAGUCUUAUGAUCAUUUGAAGCAUUAAGUUAAAUGUAUUCGCCGAACGACGUUCAUAUGUGGACUUAUUGGACAAUAACAGGUAGCUAUACGUAAUUCACUGAUGAAAGCCACAUUCUUUUAUUUUCUUAUGUCGUAAUAAAAACAUCAAAAGAACAAGUUCAUAUUAGUUAGUCGUGUUAAUUAAACAAUAAUAUCAAGCACCUGGUGUUUUUUCUUAAACUAUAAUAUUUGCAACAAGCAAAUCACAACUGAAAAAAUUGGACGAACCCCAGAAUUUAGCAUGCUUUGUAGAACGAUAAGAAAUGGAAUGAUCGAUUUCAAUGUAAGUAGGCCUACACCUUGGAUUAGAAGAUCAAGAUUCGAAACAAUUCAAUGUUUAAUUGCUUAAUAAACAUUCACCAGAUAUUAUUUCUUUAAUAACGUUUUUAAAGACGUAUAACUGAGACAAGCCCAGGCUUGUUUGAAUGCGUCAAAUAUAGCAUACGUGACCUUUGUUUGUGAUCACUGGAAUUGCUGAAUCUAUAACAAUUACAAUCUGAAACAAAUUGUUUGGAUAAUAUCUGGAAAUUCUCAUAUUGAAGAGCCAAAAAGUAGAUAGAAAUAACGUUAAAGCAUUCUUCUAAUGAAAGACCUUGAAAAAUACUUGGUCUACUGAACUACUGAAUUCGUAUGAAAGGAAAAAAUUUUGUCUUUAUAAGUUUUACUAGACUAAGUUUGUUUUAAAUGUCAUAAUUUAAUUUUUAAUUAAUUUCAGUACUAUAGGAGACCCUUUCUCAUGUAUAUUUCGACCAAGGACAUACAAAUAUGCCGUAAAUUGGGGGCAUCUAAACAGAGCAGUAUAUUCAGUUUAUUAGAUUUACUGAAAAAUAUGGCUGAAAUUUCAGCAAGCAACAUCUCAAUAAUUGAUGCAAAUUAAAAUUGAAUAUAGAUUCGACACUUUUAUUAAUUGAAGAGACAUGUAGCUAGUUGUGAUGCGAACAACGAGUGGUUUGAACAGUAUUAUCAAUGCUGUAUUUAUUGAAGACUUGAAAUAGAUGUAUUCGCCGAACAACGUUUACAAUUAUAGCCUAUAAUACAUGCUUAGACUUGCCACAGUAUAAGACAUAUAGCCACCUGCUGUUUUCGCUUAAAUCAUACUUGCUAUGCGAUCAAAACAGAAACCAAAAUAUCGGUUGACUAAAGAAUUUAACAAGUUACGUAGAACGUAGUAAUUGGAAGGAUCGAUGUUUCAAAUGGGGUAUCAUACUGUUUAAACCUUGGAUAAGAAGGUCAGGAUUAGGCUUAAUGAAUAUUUUGUGUAUAUAAUUUAGACAGGUCCAUACUUGUCUCAAUUCAAAUAACAUUAGAAAUGUAGCAAUAAUUAAACGACUUAUGAUCAUUCGUAUUCUAAAUGAAUGGCGAAUACAAUCUUUAAAAAUUAUUUGCCAAAUGCUUUAAAAUUCUCAUACUGAAAAGCCUGAAAAUAGGCAAAAUCAACUUUCAACACAGUAUUCUUCGAAUGAUAAACCUUAGAAAAUUCAUGGUCUACUGAGCUUCUCGAUUCAAGUAAAAGCUAAAAGUUUGACUUAUAUUAUGUUUACUAGUUUGGUUUUGAUGGCCCAAAAUGUCGGUAUUAAGGAAUAAAUAUACCGUACAUCUAACCACAUGCAGUAGUACACUUGGCCUAAUAUAGAUGUAGUGAAAAAUAAAACACAAAUUCCAGAAACCUAUAUUUCAAUGAUGAUAUUAUAUUUUAUUGACGAGGCAUGCAUGAUGCAUGUGGUUGUGAUGGAAACGACGAGACGUCUGAACAAUGACUUAUUACUGCUAUAUUUACUGUAGCGUUAAAUCAAAUGCAUUCGCCGAACAACGUUUACAAUAGGUAUUAUUUUCAGACUUGUCUAACAACAAUUAGACAUAUAGCCACCUGCUGUGUCAAUUAAAUUUUACUUGUUACAAGCAAAACAGAAUUGAAAAAAGCAGAUUGCCGCAAAAAUUUUCAAAUUUCAUAUAUACCUGAAGUAUUUAAUAAGGAUCAGUUUUUAAACGAGAGUAGGCCUAUAUUUUAUUGUGUUCACCUUGGAAUAGAAGGCUACUGGUCUGAUGUACUUAAUUGUUGUGUACACUUUGGAUUAGAAGAUUAAACUACGUAAAACUGAUACAAGCCCAUAUUUGUUUCAAUGCAUCUAUAGUAUAAAUACAAUAAGUGUCACAGCAUAUUGUCAUUCGAAGGGCUCUAAAUAGAUGUGAAAUACAAUCUGCAACAAAUAUUCCGCAUAAUAUUUGGAUGAAUUCGCAAACUGAAGAAACUGAAAGUUGAUAUAUUCACAUAUCUGUUCAUGAACUGCCCUCUCUAAAAGUUUUUUCACUAAUAUGUACUUUUACAGUUCAUAUUAUUUCGACGUGUUAAACAACAAGACACAAGCGCCUGCUGUUUUGUCGUAAAUUAUGUUAACAGAACUGAAAAUAUUGGACGAACACCAGAAUUUAACAAGAUUUGUAGAACGAUGAUAGAAACCUUAACUAUGACGCAACAAUUUUUCGGCAAAUUAUUCUCUAACCAAGUAAUUUGGCUUUGCUCCCCGACGCUUACGAUCAUUUCUACUUUCUUCUGUAGUAAUUAUUUUAACACGUCCGUGGCUUCUUUUAAGAAUUUCUCAUUAAAAGUCAGCCGGUAGUAGGUAUAGUAAUGUGACGUACAGGUCACAUGAUCUAGUCACGGGACAGUGAACACAUGUACUGUUGUAUCGAGCAAGGAAAGCGAGGACGGAUCUAGGACAUUCACAUUAAUCAUUUAAAUAUAUUAUUUUAUUACAAACUGACUUCAUUAUAUUUGGCGACGAGGAUUAUUUUAAAGAAAUAUGGCAACGAAACUUACGCAUUUAGCACCACGUUGCUGGUCCCGCAGUUCAUAAGAUUUUCAACACGUUAACCGAUACUGGCACAGAUUGUAAAACAGCUGUGGAGAAACUCGAUAGUUAUUUUCAACCGCAGAAAAAUGUGAUUUACGAAAGAUAUGUAUUCAAACAGACCCGACCUAGCCCUGACGAAUCGAUUGAUCAUUUCAUUACAAGUCUUCGACAGCUAGCGGAUACAUGUGAGUUUGCGAGUGUAGAAGAUGAAAUUCGAGAUCAUUUUGUAAUCACUUGGCCGUCAAAGGUAUUUCGUGCGAAAUUAGUUCGUGAGCCGACACUCACUCUCGAAAAGCUACAAGAACUAGCCCGGGCACAGGAACCGCUAAUCGUCAUGCCAGUGUCAUGGCCGACGAAGAAGAUACCAAACUGAAUCGACUUACAACCAAUCGUUCUCGAAUUGGCGACCAGAACGAGUGAUUUCAACAAGAAAGCAAAACAGCGAAUAUAUCCGGAAAAUAUACUGGUAACUGUUUUAACUGUGGUAGGAACUAUUUUCCAGGUCACAAACAAGUUUGCCCAGCACAAGGAAAAUCAUGUCGUUCGUGUGGAAAGCUCAACCAUUUUGCCAAAGUUUGCCGCUGUUCCCCAAUGCGAAAGCCAGAAUUUCGUGCCCAAAACAGGGGAAAAUCGAAUGAAAUCGACAACUCUAUUAAAGCAAUCAUAACAACGCCAAGAAAAACCGGAACCGGAAGUUCGGCGAAUGACGACAGCGACGAAUACAGCUUCACCUUGACCCAAGGUCAAUCCAAGUUCAGCCCAACGAAGGUAACCAAAACAAACAAGGGUGUUUUCGUGACGGCGAAAAUAAACGAAACGGAUAUAAGAUUAGUUCUUGACUCUGGUGCAACAACAAAUAUUUUACAUUCUGCAAGUUUUGAACGUAUUCAAAAGAACAAAUCCAACUGGAACCUACGUCAAUCAAAAUAUACCCAUACAACUCUACAGUUCCUCUACCCACUACCGGCAAGUUUGAAGUUCAAUUUUGUAAUGGUACAAAAACUACAUCUGCAACAUUUCAUGUUGUUGAAGGAAAUUCUGGGUCAUUGUUGGGAUAUGAGACAGCAACAGAACUGGGACUUUUGCAUGUUAAUGUCAACCAAACAACAACCAUGCCUAUUUCUACAUCAAGCAACACGUCUGAUCUGGUCGCAAAGUUUCAGCAACUAUUUACUGGCAUUGGUAAACUGUAAGAUUAUAAACAAAAGCUACAUCUUGACCCUAGUAUACAACCAGUUGCCCAAAAACCUCGGCGAGUACCAUUUCAGUUACGUAAGGAAGUAUCUGCCCGAAUUGAAGAAUUGGAAGAACUCAAUAUCAUAGAACGUUCUUGAGGUCCAACAUCGUGGGUAUCGCCUGUGGUCGCAGCACCUAAACACCACAACCCAUCUGAAGUUAGAGUAUGUGGUGAUUAUCGACAACCCAACCGAGCCAUAAUUCGAGAACAGCACCCUAUUCCCACCGUGGAAGAGCUCAUGGAGGGCAUGACUGGUGCUUGUGUCUUUUCAAAAUUCGAUCUUCGCGCUGGCUACCAUCAAAUUGAAUUGGAAGAAGAAUCGAGAUCUGUUACCACCUUUUGCACACAUGAAGGCCUAUAUCGAUAUAACCUACCCUUCGGCAUCCCCUCUGCGUCUGAAGUUUUUCAGAAUGUCCUGCAACAGUCACUUCAAGGUCUUCAUGGCGUUCGUAACAUAGCGGAUGACCUCAUAGUUUGGGGAAAAUCCCAGGAAGAACACGAUCACAAUCUUGAAGCUUUGUUCCAACGCCUAAAUGCCAAGGGCCUCACAUUGAAUGGUGAUAAAUGUGAAUACAACCAACCAAGUUUAUGGUUUUAUGGUCACAGUUUGUCCAAAGAUGGUCUAUCUGCUGAUCCCAAGAAAGUUGAGGCCAUAGUCAAAACGACAACUCCACAGAAUGUUGCUCAGCUCCGAAGUUUCCUUGGUUUAGCUAACUACUGCGCUCGUUUUAUCAAGGAUUUUGCCACUCUUUCAGCUCCUCUGAACGAACUGACCAAGAAGUCAACAAAAUGGCAAUGGACUGUCAUCCACCAACAAGCUUUUGAGAAAAUUAAGACUGCAAUUGCAGAGGAUUGCAGCAUAGCUUUCUAUGAUCCUGCCAAAGAAACAACCCUGACUGUUGAUGCAAGUCCUGUCGGUCUUGGGGCCAUACUGUCUGAGAUACAAGAGGAUGGUACCAUACGCAACAUUUCAUAUGCAAGUCGCACCAUUACCCCCACUGAACGCCGCUAUUCGCAGACAGAAAAAGAAGCCCUUGCAGUGGCAUGGGGCUGUGAACGCUUCCAUUUGUAUCUUGCAGGUAAAGAAUUUACCCUCUACACUGACCAUAAGCCACUUGAACUGAUUUAUAGACCCAAAUCCAAACCACCACCACGCAUUGAGAGAUGGCUUCUCCGAAUGCAGCAGUACCUGUGCCAAGUGCAAUACCGACCGGGAUUGUCAAACCCUGCUGAUGUGUUAUCCCGUCAACCAACAGAAACCUGUGAAUGCUCUGCUAACACUGCGGACAAGUAUAUCAACUUUAUUGAGAGCCAUGCAGUCUCCAAAUCAAUGGCUCUAGAGGAGAUUGCUGCUGAGACAAGUACUGAUUCUGAGUUACAAGCUGUGAACAAAGCAGUGCAGAGAGGACACUGGUAUGAAAAAUGAUCCAAACUGCAGGUAUGUUACAGCUUAUCAUAAAUUAAAGGAUGAACUGUCCAUUACUAACAAUGGUAUACUUUUACGUGACACUCGAAUUGUUAGUCCAAAGUCUCUUCAGAGUAGAACUUUGGCCAUUGCUCAUGAAGGGCACCAAGGUAUAGCAAAAACUAAAGCACUAUUACGCACUAAAGUGUGGUGGCCUGGUCUAGAUACUGCUGUAGAAAGUCUUGUAAAAUCAUGUUUACAAUGCCAGUCAGCAACUAUCAAGCACCACAGCCAAAGGCUCCGUUAAUCAUGACUGAUAUGCCAUCCAAACCAUGGAGCGCAGUAUACGCUGAUUCUUGUGGUCCAUUUCCCACAGGAGAAACUGUUCUGGUCGUUAUUGACGGUUACUCUCGCUAUGUGGAGGUAGAAAUAAUGAAAAGUACGACCACUACAGCAGUUGUUUCGCGUCUCAAAAAAAAUAUUCGCCAGACACGGUUACCCAGAUGAAUUGACAAGCGACAAUGGGCCCCCAUUUAACGCUGCAGAUUUUGAUGCUUUUCUAAAUCAAAAUGGUGUUCGCCACAGGAAAAUCACCCCUUACUGGCCGCAAGCUAAUGACGAAGCGGAACGUUUCAUGCGCACAUUAGAAAAAGCUGCACGAGCCGCCCAUAUCGAAGGAAGAAGAUGGCAAGAUGAGUUAGAUACUUUUCUUUUGAAUUACAGGUCAACGCCGCAUUGCACAACUGGUAUCAGCCCGGCAGAGCUUCUAUUCAAUCGAAAAAUUCGAAAUAAACUGCCAAGUGUGGACCGGUUACCCCCAUGCCCUCAGACAUCGAAGACAGCCAUGAAAAAUCUAUCAACAACGACUCUAAGAGAAAGGAGAAGAUGAAGAAAUAUGCGGACAUACGGAAUCAUGCAGAGAACAUUAAUCUUCAAAUAGGAGAUUAUGUCUUAGUCCGACAGCAAAAGAAAAAUAAGCUAUCUGCCCCAUUUGGUAAAACGCCAUACAGAGUAACAGAAAUAAAAGGGACAAUGAUUACUGCGACUAGCGAAGAUAGCGGCAACAUUACCAGAAAUGUUUCAGUGUUUAAACAAAUCCCAAACCCAAACCUUGAACCACAAGAUCAAAUUAUCGAGGAUUUUCAUGGUGAUGCCUAACACGGAAUUGACGCGCAGAUAUCCAACUCGGAACAGAAGAAGUCCAGAAUUUUAUAAUGGUUCACAGACAUAGUAUGAACCUAUACAAACUUGAAGUUUUAGUUUUUGAGUUGUUAAUUAUGAAUGUUUUAUUCUAAAAGGAAAGGAGGGAUAUAGUAUUGUGACGUACAGGUCACAUCAUCUAGUCACGGGACAGUGAACACAUGUACUGUUGUAUCGAGCAAGGAAAGCGAGGACGGAUCUAGGACAUUCACACUAAUCAUUUAAAUAUAUUAUUUUAUUACAAACUGACUUCAUUAUAGUACGGACCUAACUAGAAGGUGGGGCUGACACAGAAGGGACCUUCAUUUCAUGCCUCUUUCUGAAUGGUCCGGCAUAUAUGAUAUGGGGACAAAGAUACAGCUGAUAAACUGAAAAAUAACCACGUAUACCUAAAAUAAAAAUUCGACGUUCCGAACAAAGGCUUUUCGUCAGAGGCCUUCAGUAUUAUUUGGAUUUCAAGAAAUAAUUAUUCAUUCCAUAACUACGAAUAAUACAUUUUUGUAUAUUUAUUUAUUUUUUAAAAAUUAAUCAAUAUUGAUUUUAAUUUUAUUUUCUAUCUGCACGUUUGCUAAUUAAAAUCGUUCAGACCAUUGGCGUUUUAUAAAGUAUGAAAUGAUACACAUCAUUUCCAUUCCAUUUUCGUGAUAUGCGGUUUUUAGUCACUAGUUUGUCUACUUUUGUGUUGCCUUGUAUAUUGGGACUCUCAUGAUGCUAAGCACUCAGUCAUAUCAAAAUUUCUCAUUUUUGUGUUAACCGGAUAUCAUAGCUAUAACCUGUAAUGAUUAUUGCUGCACUAUUCUGGAGUUUUUUACAUUUAAUUUUAACCUUGAAAAAGAAUUUUUCAUUGCAAAAAGGCGAUAAAUACACAAACUUCAAAAGAUUUGUACACGCUGCAAUCGUUUCAACAAAAAAUUGGAGAUUAUUAUAGAUGCGUUAAACUUUAAUAACGAGUUCAUAUAUAUAUAUAUAUAAUUUUUACAAAUUAUACAGUGUUCUUCGGAUUGUAAUUAUUUGUUUUAAAACAAACAUAUUCGUUGCAAAUGACUGUCAUUUCAUUGCAAAUGUCUUUCUUUUGCUCUACUUUCGUAUCGAGCACUCUAUUCGUAUGAUUCGACACUCAAUAUACUUAUUGACAUUCGCCUAUGUAUAUAUAUAUAUAUAUAUAUAUAUAUAUAUAUAUAUAUAUAUAUAUAUAUAUAUAUAUAUAUAUAUGUUCGUAUGUAAUGUAAUGUAAUAUAUAUGUAAUGUAAUAAUAAUAAAUGUUCGUAUGUUGCGCCAAAGAUCUUUGGCGUGCAGAAGUUAUAUAUGCGCCAAAAUUUGGCGCAUAAUUAGCUUAAACUCUGAAAAUUUUCUUUUUUACUCACGUAAAAAAGAAAAAUGUCGGCCGCGCAUGCGCAGUAGGAACGGUGACUGAGUCAGUGGUGGCGCAAAUGGAAGAUUCUAGCAAAAAAGUUGGCAAAUUGAGACAAACAAUAAACAAAAAGUUAACGAGAAUCAGUGGUGUAGCCAGCCCGACAAUUAGGCCUCGUUAAUUAUGCAAAUUCAAAAUUAUUAUCAUUAAUGUUCAUUUCUUUUGAUAUUGAUUUUUUUCACAGUCAAUGAACACGAAAAUAUUUGCAUAGUGGGACUAAAUCGUCCGGCUUCCUACGCUACUGACAAGAAUCGGUAGUUAGGGAAGAAAGGAACGCUAUUAACAUCGAAGGAACACCUAUAAUUGUUUGGAUGCUAAAAUUACUUGCAUCAAUUUUGAUACUGAACAGCAAACUAAGUUAAGGCGAAUUUCCAGUCCUCGCACGAAGCUCCUCGCAGCUCGCUGCGAGUGCAUGCAUGAGCACUUUCAUCCAAUCACAAUCAUGCUAAACAGUUAAUUUUAAUUAGAUGCAAGCACUCGCAGCGAGCUGCGAGGAGCUUUGUUCGAGGACUGGAAAACCGCCUUUAGGCGAAAUCUUGAUUGCAAAAUUUAUUUGACAAAAAAAAACCCACGACGUAACGCCUGAAAUCUUGAAAAUCCCCUAGUUGGUGGCUGUCUUGUAACGUCUGCUAUUUUUCCUGAAUUUCUAAAAUCAGUCUGGAUUCCAAAAUUUAAAGCAGGGUUAGCCAGUAACUAUUUGGUACCUGUUAACUGAGACAGUUUAUUAUCUUUCCUUCCACUAAACUAUUGCCUGCUGAAUAUUGCUCUGGCGGUAUUAUUAUAUGUACUAAGGAAGUCGAUUUAAUUAUGCUUAAUUUACUUUUUAUCGGCGUUUGACAAAGUACAAUAUGCCCGAAAUAUUUAUUGGCUUUCUAUAAACAAAAAUAAUUAACCUACACUUUUUUUAUUUGGACAUUGGAUUUAAUGUAAGCAGAAAAGCUGGAAAUUUCAGCAUGAGCUCCCCCUUUGAAUUUACUAUAUGAGUAAAUUCUUAAACACGUGCGAAUUUAUCAUUAUGAUAAAUUCGCAGCACAUUUUGAAUUUAUCAUAAUAAUAAAUUCGCGGAACCUGACCCCUAACACUAACCCUAACCCCAACCCAUAACCACUAACCUCUAACCCCUAAACCCUAAUCACUAACUCAUAAACCCUAACCUAACUUUUUAUACUUUUUAUAGCUUUUUUAAACUUUUUUAAAACAUUUUUAAAACUUUUUUAAACUUUUUUUUGAAAAUCUUCAAAAUUUAGUUCAACAGUGAAAUUAAAUUGCUAUCACCAUGACGAAUGAAAAACAGCUUAGAAAGCCGAAAAUAUAUAACUCUUUUAAACAAGAUGGGUUGUAUUUUUUAAUUUUUUUGAAUAAAAAAUUAAAAAUUUAAUAUGUCAAAAAUUGAUAGUUUAUGAGGAAAUUAGCCAACUAUAUAUUGCUUUAUCUCCCUAUAUGAUAAUUAUACUAGAUACCUGUUAGAACUCGAGAAAAGUUUUGACCCAGUCCUAUGGCAAUGGAUGAAAAUUAAUUUCUUCUUCUAGCUGCUGCAGGCACGCCCGCUCGCUUCCAAAAUAUUGUGACUUGAAUCCCGCUGAAUUUAUAAUUUUAAAUACGAAAUAUUACUUAAAUAACCACAUAUUCUUAUUUCCUUUAUAAUAGUCUAGAGUAGCGCAUUCUAUCACACUAUGGCCAAAGAUAAGACAGGAUUCAAUGAUCCAAUCCAUGGCUACAUGGAAUUUGAUCCUCUGUUGGUCGCUAUCAUUCACACUCCGUGUUUCCAAAGAAUGAAAGACAUCAAGCAGCUGGGAGCUUCGUACUGGAUCUUCCCUGGUGCUUCGCACAAUCGUUUUGAACACUCUCUAGGCACUGCGCACCUCGCUGGGAUGAUGAUUGAAAGAUUGAAAGAUGUCCACAAAGAUACAGAAUUUAAAGAUUAUAUCACCAAGGUGGACAUCUUGUGCGUCAAAAUUGCUGCCCUCUGUCAUGUACGUACACAGCAAAAUUGAGAAUUUUUUUCUAUAAAAAAAGUCUUGCAAAAUUCUUAUUUUAAGCAAUAUCUUGCUUACACAGUACUUAAAACAAGCAAAGUUUCCGUGCAAAUCCUUGACAAGAAUAUCUGACAAGAAUAUGGAAACGUGUAAGAGGGGUACAUUAAGAUUUAAGAGUAUAAGAAUUGUCAUUCUCUUUAUAUUGAAUUUUGGCAUGAUCAAAUUUAUUUUUCUCAUAUAUUUAAGUAGUUAGCAAGCAUGAACAUUCAAAUGAUAGAUUGAUAAGUGCCAAGCAGCAUUAAAUUUUGCUUCCUGUUAAAACGUUCUGUCAUAUAAUAGUUUUCCUAUAUUUCACAGGACUUGGGCCAUGGUCCAUUUUCUCAUGUGUUUGAUACACGAAUGAAAACGAAAUUGAUCAAGUACCAUGAAAGUGAAAUAGAAAGAUUGUCCGAUGAGCUAUGCGAAGAUGAUGAUAAGAAUGAACGCAAAGUCUACCACGAUAAACAAGCAAAGAAGUUGGAAGAUUGGGAGCAUGAAGAUGCAUCUUGUGACAUGUUUGAUUACAUGUUGGAGACCACCGAAGGAUUAAAAGAUGCUUUUGAGAGGAAACAUCUUGAUGAGAAUAAGCAAAGUCUUAUCAAAGAUCUCAUAAAAGGCAAAAAGCCGGCUAAAGAUAUGACCACGCAGAUCCCUACUGUAAAUGGCAAAACGAAAUGGUUUCUGUUCGAAAUUGUUGCCAACAAAAUAUACGAAGUUGAUUGUGAUAAGUUCGAUUAUUUUGCCCGUGAUUGUCACAACCUGGGAAUGAAGAGCAAUUUCGAUCAUCUUCGCUACAUUCACAAUAUUCAAAUAAUAUUAUCGCCAGACGACAAUGGGUUACACUUGUGUCCACGCGAUAAGCUUGCUUUUAAUAUAUACGAGCUUUUCCAUACUCGAUGGUCAUUACAUCAUCGCGCUUACCAACAUAAAACCACGAAAGCCGUCGAGGAAAUGAUUACAGAUGCUCUUGUUCUAUUAGAAGAGAAAUACAACUUCUCCGAGGCUAUAUCCGAUAUGGAGAAAUAUACCAGGCUCACCGAUAGCAUAUUUUACGAAAUCUUGCGCAGCAAUGAUGCAGAUGAGAAGACCAACAAAGCGAAAGAAAUUCUCGAAAGGAUCCAGCAGCGAAAUCUAUAUAAGCUUUGCGGCCAGUUUCAACCAACCCAAAAAUUAGAAAUUAAUGUUUCGAAAGCUGCUGAAGAUAUCGCGUCACUAUCCGAAGGCCGUGUAGAUCCGAAUGAAAUCUUUGUCAGCGUUGUUAAUAUUCAUUUUGGCAAAAAAGAUCAAGACCCCGUGAAAUCCGUCUUAUUUUACAAGAAAAAUGGCGAAAUUACUAGUUCAAUUGGUAGAGAUGACGUGAGCAAAAUGCUUCCACAGACAUUCUCCGAGCAAUAUGUUCGCGUCUAUGGAAAGAAUCUCUCAACAGAUGUGGACAAACAAAUUAUUGAGGACUGUUUUGAGAAAUGGAGACAGAAAAAUAAAUAUUAAGCUCCUAACUCAGAUAAGUUGCCUGCAUAUUGACAGGACAUAUUAUUGCCAACUAACUCUUCGAAGUAUUAUAUAUUGCUUACGGGAGCAAGAAUAUUGAAAUAGCUCGUCAAAUGAUUUUAUCUAGUUUAAAGUGUCUGCAUGUAAUACAGUAUAUCCACAAAAACAUUGAUUCAACCCAUUAGUUCGAUAUACAUUAUUUACCAACACUAUUAUUUGUGGAGUUAAGAAUGGUCUUAUCAGUAACAAAUUUUUGGAGCAAGUUCGAUGUCGAUAAUAAUAAAAUUAACAUUGUUAAUGUAUGUUUUUAACAUAUUGUUUCGCCAAACAUAGAAAGUGAAAAAAGAAGAAGAAAAUGAAAUUUGUUUCAGUAACACUUUAGUUAGAAAAUAUCAAAAUGUUAAUUAAACACCAAAAUUAUCCUGGCAUGGGGGAUUAAGUUUUCAUGGGGGAAAAGAAGCCAAAUUUUUCUGCAGAGAUGUAUUCAGGGAUUGAUUUACUGGGGGGGGGGGCAUGCCCCCUGGCCAGAGGGGGUGCAGGGGGGGGGUGCUAUUUUUCAUGAUAAAGCAAAAAAUUAUUAGAGACAAAAUGACAUACAGUAAAUGUGAGUAAUAACAUGAUGAUAAGCGAAAUGUGAACAACAAUUAUAAUUUAAAUACAAUAGUCAAGCAGGACUUUGCAGUAGUGAAGCAAGUUGAUGGGCGGAUGGCACACAUGACCGACACAACUCGGCACCAGAGCCGGUAGAGCACCUCCCCCCCCUACCAGAUCAUGCUGGAUCCAUCCCUGGAUGUAUUUACUGCCAUGGGGAUGCACCCCCUCAACAUUGGCAAAGGGGGGGGUGGUAUUUCAUCAAAUAUUUUUUUUUUCAAUUUGGAAAGGCAAUAUCCAGUCACCAUUACCACAAUAAUACCCUCACUGCUGUGUGUAGCUACAAAUGAUAACAGACUUGCUCAAUCAACAGUCAUACACUGAACCAUAUAUGGGUCGAUGAGCACACCCGGCCUCCAUUUGUACAGACAACUUAUACAACACCGAAAUAAAGCCAAGAACAUUUUAAAUUUCAAAUAUUCUUGCUACAUCAAAAGACUGUUUAACCAAAUCUAUGAAGGUGCACAGUAAGGUACAGUUCAACAUCAAACACUAGGUCUUCUAUUUUGUAGCUUUGAAGUUUGCAGGCUUCCAGACCAUCAUAAUGAUCAUUUCUUGACAGACUAUUGUUUGGUCUAUAAAAAACUUAGUUCCUUCACUGUCCCUCGAACAAAAUCAUAAGGAAAAUUUUUAGAUAUAAAUCACAAGGCGUAAAAUUGCAUUACGUAUAAUUAUAGUCUAUAAACAACUCAAAUAAAUAUUAACAUUAAAUUUAUGUUCCUCUUCAAAGAAUAUUCAUUGCAAAACUAUUUGGUUGAAAUAAGACGUUAAUUAUUCAGAUUCACCUGCUUUUGUUGGUAGGGUUUAUUGUUUUACUAUUUAGAUAUAUAAUAUAUUCAUUGACUCGUG